CGCCAUGCCUUCUUCAAGACUAAGCAGGGAGAAUUUGAUGGCUUCGGCUCUAUCCUACCGGACAGACAGAAUUCUAUUUGCGCUGCUUGUGCUCUUCGCCUCUCUCUUCCUCAACUUCCACCUGACCAGUCUCAUAUUUCUUGCAGAAGCUAGCAAUGUACAUAUCGUCUAUAUGGGAGCGAGAGACCAUGAAGAUUCAACCACUACUGUCGAAAGUUCCCACCAUGAUGUGUUGACCACCUUGCUUGGAAGCAAGGAAGCAGCUAAGGAUUCCAUCUUAUACAGCUACAAGCAUAGCUUCUCAGGUUUUGCAGCAAGGCUGACCAAGUCUCAGGCAGAAAGACUUGCAGAGUUCCCUGGCAUUGUACAAGUGAUACCCAAUAAAGUACGCAAACUCCAUACAACCCGAAGCUGGGAUUUUAUUGGGCUCCACCCUAAUUCCCGGGACAGCCUUCUAUCUGAAAGUAGAAUGGGUAAAGAGCUGAUUAUUGGUGUUAUAGAUUCAGGGAUCUGGCCGGAGUCGGAAAGUUUCAACGACGAAGGCAUGGGUCCAAUCCCGUCUCGUUGGAAGGGAACUUGCGAGCAUGGGGAGCUCUUCGACUCCACAAACUGCAACAAGAAACUGAUCGGAGCCCGCUGGUUCGGGAAAGGAUUAAUUGCUGAGAUGAAAAGGCCAAUAAAAACGGUUGCACCUUCGGAGUACCUCUCUCCGAGAGAUGCGACGGGUCAUGGAACGCACACAGCUUCCAUAGUAGCUGGUCGAUUGAUAAAGAAAGCAAGUUAUAAAGGUUUGGCCGCAGGAACUGCUCGUGGUGGAGCGCCUCUUGCUCGAUUAGCAGUUUAUAAGGCAUGCUGGGCUACAAAAGCUGAAGAGUGCGCCGAUGCUGAUGUACUGAAGGCAUUCGAUGAGGCAAUACGUGAUGGGGUUGAUGUCAUAUCUGUGUCUCUCGGCGAGCAACUCCCUCUCUCACCGUAUUUUGAGCAUGACUCGGUUUCCAUAGGUUCCUUCCAUGCAGCAGCGAGGGGGAUCAGUGUCGUCUGCUCCGCAGGAAAUGAUGGCCCAUUCUCUCAGACCGUCACAAACACUGCACCUUGGGUUACAACGGUUGCAGCUGCCUCUAUUGACAGGGCCUUCCCAACUGCCAUUAUACUUGGAAACAAUCACACUUUCCUGGGUCAAACCUUAAAUACAAGAGGGUAUAAAGGAGGGUUCCAUGGGCUAGAGUACUCAGAAUUUAUCGCAGAGGAAAACGUGGAUGCGGACGAUAGCCGGGGCUGUGAUAUGGACACUCUCAAUGCAACACUAGCAAAAGGAAAGGUGAUUCUCUGCUUCUCAGUGACAGGAGAUGCAUAUAUAUCUGAUGCAGCUUCGUCGGUCUCAAGAGCAGGAGCCAUCGGUCUCAUCUUUGCACAAUCUCAAGAUAGUUAUGUUGACGCUUGCGAUGAGGUCCCUUGCAUUAAAGUAAAUUACGAGGUGGGCACCGAGAUACUUUCCUACAUCAGACAAGCGCAGUUUCCAGUGGUGAAGUUGGGCCGUCCAAAGACUCUCACUGGGAGGUUAGCAUCCCCAAGAAUAGCUUAUUUCUCAUCUAGAGGGCCUAACUCCCUGUCUCCUGCUAUCUUGAAGCCUGACAUAGCAGCACCUGGAGUUAGCAUUCUGGCAGCACACAGGGAUCCAGCAGAUGCUAAUGAUGCCUUUGCCUUCAUGUCGGGAACCUCGAUGUCCUGUCCUCAUGUAACUGCAAUAGUUACACUCAUCAAAUCUAUCCACCAGGAUUGGUCUCCUGCGGCCAUAAAAUCUGCUCUUAUAACCACAGCCACUCAAAUUGGCACGGAUGGAGGGCUGAUAGUAGCAGAAGAUGGUAGCCAAAAGACAGCUGACCCUUUUGACUAUGGAGGUGGCCAUGUUGAUCCAAAAAGAGCAGCAAAUCCAGGGCUAGUUUACAAUAUGAGCACGGUCGACUAUGUUCCAUUUCUGUGCUCAUUGGGUUACAAUGAUUCUGCCAUUAGCAAUCUGAUUAACCAGCAAAUCAACUGCCCAAUUACUAGCUCAGCAUUGGACCUCAACCUGCCAUCCAUCGUCAUCCCGAAUCUUAAAGGGACCGUAACGAUCACGAGAACCAUGACAAAUGUUGGUCCAGCUAAUUCAGUGUAUGAAGCUCGAGUCCAUCCCCCUCGUGGCAUUAAAAUGGAGGUGAUGCCUCUGAUUCUUGAGUUCAAUUCUACCAUCACCAGCAUCUCAUUCACAGUAACUUUCACUUCCAGUCGAAGGGUGCACUCGGAUUACCGAUUUGGAAGCUUGACAUGGACCGAUGGUGUGCAUGUUGUCAGAAGUCCUGUAGCCGUUCGUGCUAUCAUAUAUGAUUCAUAUGCAGACAUCUAAGAACGUUCGAGCAUGUGAUUAAUAGGUAGAUGGCAUGAAUUGCCAUCAAACAUAUCGUAGCAUAUCGUCAAUCUUGUAAAUUUGUUCGUCUCGCUAAAGAAGCCGAGGUGCAAGCAACCCGAAUGCUAUGUCUCAAGACUUUAUAUUAAUUCCUAUGAACAUAUGAAUUUAAAGUAUGUAUUUUAUUCCCUGUAACGCUCACUCUUUCCUUGAGUAUUGCACCGAAUCUCUACAGCCACAAUGGAAAAGCUGAGAGUAAGGGCAUGGCCCAUCAUUCAAUUGGAGUCAUCUAAUGCACAGAACUGCAAGCGAUAAUAGAUGAAUUAUAUAGUUUUGUUAGAGAGAAGCAAUGCAGACUUGAACUCUAUUACUAAAUUAUAUAUGUACAAAACGUCACUUGUGAUACUUCUAUCCCGUCGUGCACUUGUUAGCGAGAAGUAAUAGAUGAAUUAUGUUUCUA
Messenger RNA from Elaeis guineensis (African oil palm), 2843 nucleotides. Its product is annotated as subtilisin-like protease SBT3.9. Lineage: Eukaryota; Viridiplantae; Streptophyta; Magnoliopsida; Arecales; Arecaceae. Gene Ontology annotation, biological process: proteolysis. Gene Ontology annotation, molecular function: serine-type endopeptidase activity. The record is from RefSeq and is a predicted model, not a curated record.